AUGGAAAUAAAGGAAAAGGAAGAAGAGAUCGAUGAAUUGCAAGUCGAAAUUCAAAAUUUUCAAAAAUUUAUUAAAGAAGCCGGAGAAAAAGUUUAUGGUGAAUUGAACAAAUCUGAACAAAUAAAGAACCUCGAAAAAGGAUUACAUUAUUUCAUUUGA
Messenger RNA from Funneliformis geosporum, 159 nucleotides. NCBI's taxonomy places the organism in Eukaryota, Fungi, Glomeromycota, Glomeromycetes, Glomerales, Glomeraceae. The record is from the annotation of a GenBank genome assembly.